GAUCGAGAUAUACAGAGAGCUCCCAACCUUAGGGCUCCUGCAAUCGGUCCACGCUAUCGGUAAAGCAUUCCCAAUUGCACAACUGCUACGGGUUUGUUUGGAGCCCGAUACCUACAAGAACCAUCAGGCCAUGCACAUCUACCUGUCAAGGCAAAGGACACGGUUCUUAGGCUCUCGAGCUCGCAGUCCACACCAUCCCAUUACUGUUACUGCUACUACGCCACGAUGCAGGCCGCACCUGCCUGGUUCGAGAAGGGAGAUGUAUUCGAGCUGCUCGACUUGCCCGACGACUUCAUUGUCGGGCUGGACGACAUUGCCCUGACGACCAACAAGUGCUUCCGCGGAUUCCGCGAUAUACCCCAGGGGCCUCAUUUCCUUUGGGUCCAGCAGCCGGGCAGUGUUUUGCGCUGCGGAUACUGGUUCGUGACGGGAAAGAGGGGAACGCUGCGGGUGAAGCACUGGGACAGCUACAACGAGGUGCUGGCCGCGCCCUCAAAGUCGGACUACCAGUUGGAGUCUCAAUCAGCCCAUGAGUGGAACGAGACCGAGUCCGCCUACCCGACGCUACACCCCUACACUUCGCGACCCACGCGCGGCGGGCAUAAACCACCCCUAAACCCCGUCAGCGCCCAGCCGAUAUGGCAUUCCCUGACGUGGGCGAUUUCACCCGUCUUUCUCGGCUGGGUCUUUGCCACCAAGCACACCACUGCCCCUGGGGGGAAGGGUAGCGGGGAGAGGGUUGAAUACCCGAUCGACUCGCUCGACACGCACACACCAAUCCUUAUUAAUGAACCCGCCCCCAGCAACGACGACCCCAAAACACCCCAAGACACGGACAAAGCAACCCUGCUCGCCGAGCUGCAGUACACCUUUGUGUCGGGCACCCUGCUGAGCAAUACCUCGUGCCUCGCGCGGUGGUGGCAGCUCGUGCUGAACCACCUCCUGCAACCCCCGCCCGAUCCCAUGCCUGUUCCCCAUCAUCAUCAUCAUCAUCACCACCAGCUCCCGCCAGAAGGCCAGGCAGCCCUGCUGCAGACGCUCCACGCGCAGUUGUUCUUCACCGAGCACUACCUCGAAGCAUCUACUGAUACUAAUACUAAUACUGAUCCCAAUAAUAAUAAACCCUCCUCUACUCCAUCUGUGAUGUCCUCUUCUAAUCGCGGUACUGGUGCUGCUCGCCGGGGCCCUAGCGCGGACAGGUCGCUGUACCUUUGCCUGCCGGGGAGCAGGACCCGCUUAAAAGCUGCGCUGGCCGGGUACAGAUCAGGGUUGGAACGGCUGGGCGCCACGAUGCUGGGGGGCACAGAGGGGUUGGGAGAGGUGGGCAGGGCGUUUGCUGCGCUCGAGGGGUGGUUGAAUAUGCUGGGCUGGGAUUUGAGCGUUUAUGGGUCUGCUGGAGGUGGUGGGGAGGAGGCGGGUGGUGGUGGUAGUGGUGGGAAUACGGGGAUAGCUGGGGAUGAUGUGGAUGAUGAUGAUGGUGAUGAUGGGGAGAAUAGUGACGACCAUGAAGAGGACGCAGAGGAGGAGGAGGAGGAGGAUGAGGAGGAUGAGUACCCCGUGAUUGUGGAGCUGGAUGCUGAAGGCCGUGAGGUUGGCUUGGUGAGUUUCAGAGAUUGAGAGGUGGCUUCUUGGGUAU
Molecule: messenger RNA, 1636 nt
Organism: Canariomyces notabilis
Lineage: Eukaryota; Fungi; Ascomycota; Sordariomycetes; Sordariales; Chaetomiaceae
Exons: 1
Coding region: 226-1617 (463 amino acids)
Biological process (GO): spliceosomal tri-snRNP complex assembly
Source: RefSeq, a predicted model, not a curated record